ACCGGAAGUUGCUAUGCUUGCAUGACUAAAUAAACGAUGGAGAAGAUGAAGAGUGUGAACAACAGCAAUAAGGGACUGUGGGACUGUCCACGAUUUAAGUACAGCAAGGACACUCAGGAAUUAAUACAAGUCAUGAUGCAAGAAUCACGGCUCACCAACUUUCAGCAGCGACAGAUCAACAAGGAGCUAAAGAAAGGUGGCGCCUUACCACUGAUCUGUAAUCCUACAUCAUCUACGGCAUCUGCAAAACCAGGGCUAAGAAUCAGCACAGGUCCAGUUCUCUCAUCCAGACCACAGAGACGCACCGCAGAGAAAUGCCGUGCCGGGGACAGCUACACACGUGAGAGUUUUCGGCCCAGUGCUACACGUGACCUGGAAAAAGAGAAGCGCAGGCUACAGAACAUCUUCGCGACAGGCCAGGAAGAAACGCAGCCUUCACCGUCCCACACAAGACCUGCUAACAGAGUAGAGGACAGUGAGAUAGACAGGUUCCAGGAGGUUCUUGAUGAGAUUGAAGAGAGAAGGCACUUUCUGGAGGAGAUGAAUGCUCUUGGAAGAGGAAGCCAGUAUCAUCAUAUCAUUAACACGGAAAUAUCUCAGAAAAUCCGUGAGCUUGAGGUGAUUGACAGGACCCGCAGCGAGGCGAUGAGGAUGAAAGAGGAAAAACAAGUUGAAGAGAAGCUGUGAAGAAACACAUACUCAGUUCAGUACUGCCUAGUUAAGACGAUACAUGAUUUCAUGACAUGUAUUUUGUUUAUUGUAUUGCUUUGAAUGAUGAACCAUAUGUUUCACUUCACUAGGGUAAAAGACAUACAUUAAGUUUUAUACCUGUGUUGCUGUUCCUUUAGUUCACAAUAAUCCUUUUUACCUCCUGAAAUAAUAUAUGCAUGUUUUUAAACACAUUUUUAUGCAACGAAAGCCCUUUUUUUUUUUUUUUUUAACUUAGAGGCACAAAGACUCAAACAUACAGAGUUAAAACAAACAUACGGAAACGGCGACAUCUAUAUCGAGA
Hemibagrus wyckioides is the source of this 1012-nucleotide messenger RNA. RefSeq names its product linkage group 11 C22orf23 homolog (gene lg11h22orf23). The record is from RefSeq and is a predicted model, not a curated record. Lineage: Eukaryota; Metazoa; Chordata; Actinopteri; Siluriformes; Bagridae. The transcript is spliced from 7 exons. Bases 37 to 687 code for a protein of 216 amino acids.